GAGGCAGACGGAGGAGCCGAGUUCACGAGCUUUUGAUUUCUCUUCUUAGAACCAUAAAAAAAGAAGAAGGGGAAGGGAACAAAGGAAGAAGAACCUCAAGAACCCCACUGUUGUUAGGUUACCGAAUUCACGGGCCACAAACAAAAAAAAACUGUCCUUUCCUUUUUUUUCCUUCUUCUCCCCUUCUCUUUGUUGUGCUUUGCAGUCUCUUUCUCACACCCACCUACCUCAUCAUCAUCCUAAGCACCACCAUCUUGCCCUCUCCUUCCUUCUUCUUCUCCCAAUCUCUACGGUCCAAAUUUCACCACGUUAUUGCCGUCAUCUGGAAACUUUCCAGCUCAGUCUUACAUUUUUUUUCGCUUCACGGCAACACACAGCGAUGUCGUGGUCGCAGUAAUGUUGGGUCUCUGUUAGGUAGCCGAAUCGUUUUGUGUGUAAUGAUGCUCUGAUCUCUUCUGAAAACGAGCUGAAGCCGCGCAGAGGGAGAGAGAGAGAGCGAGAGUGAGAGGGUGGAGAAAUGGAUCGUCAAGCGGCGGCUGUGGGGCAGGGGAUGGACAUGCCGAUCAUGCACGACAGCGACCGAUACGAGCUCGUGAAGGAUAUCGGGUCGGGUAAUUUCGGUGUGGCCCGGUUGAUGAGGGACAAGCAGACCAAUGAGCUUGUUGCUGUCAAAUAUAUCGAGAGAGGUGAGAAGAUUGAUGAGAAUGUUAAAAGGGAGAUAAUCAACCACAGGUCAUUAAGACACCCCAAUAUCGUAAGAUUCAAAGAGGUUAUAUUGACACCAACCCAUCUGGCUAUUGUUAUGGAAUAUGCAUCUGGUGGAGAAUUGUUUGAGCGAAUUUGCAAUGCAGGCCGAUUCAGUGAAGACGAGGCAAGGUUUUUCUUCCAGCAACUCAUUUCAGGAGUUAGCUACUGCCAUGCUAUGCAAGUCUGUCACCGGGAUUUGAAGUUGGAGAAUACGUUGUUGGAUGGCAGCCCGGCACCUCGCCUAAAGAUAUGCGAUUUCGGGUAUUCCAAGUCCUCAGUGUUGCACUCACAGCCAAAAUCGACGGUUGGAACCCCCGCUUAUAUUGCUCCGGAGGUUUUACUAAAGAAAGAAUAUGAUGGGAAGAUAGCAGAUGUUUGGUCUUGCGGGGUAACUUUAUAUGUUAUGCUGGUUGGAGCUUAUCCUUUCGAAGAUCCCGAGGAACCUAAAAACUUCAGGAAGACAAUACAACGAAUCCUGAAUGUUAGGUACUCGAUUCCCGAUUACGUUCACAUAUCUCCCGAUUGUCGCCACUUGAUAUCCCGAAUAUUCGUGGCUGAUCCCGCCAAGAGGAUAACCAUUCCGGAGAUAAGGAACCACGAAUGGUUUCUGAAGAAUCUACCAGCAGAUCUGAUGGAUGACAACACGAUGAACAACCAGUUUGAUGAAGCGGAUCAACCGAGGCAAAGCAUCGACGAGAUCAUGCAGAUCAUCGCCGAGGCCACAGUCCCUGCAGCCGGGACUCAGUGUCUGAACCAAUACCUAACAGAAAAUGGAAGCUUGGACAUUGACGACGAAAUGGAAGAAGAUCUUGAGAGUGAUCCCGACGAUCUUGACAUCGACAGCAGCGGAGAGAUAGUUUACGCCAUGUGAUCAUAUGAUGGAGGAGGAAGAAGAAUAAGAAUAAGGCUUUGACUCUUUACCGUUUUUAUCCUUUUUUUUUUUAAAAUCUCGUUACAGUUAAAUCUCCUCUCUCUUGCUAUGCUUUGAAACACACUGACAAGUUCCAAUGUGUUACAAAGACAAAACAAGAAGUGAGUUGACUAUGUCAAGCUCAACAUUCUUGUUCGGAGUUUCUCGGUCGGUACGGACGUUCAUGUUCGUACCUCCGGACAAUUUCAACAUUCUUUGAUUCUC
Tarenaya hassleriana is the source of this 1882-nucleotide messenger RNA. Its product is annotated as serine/threonine-protein kinase SRK2E-like. Gene Ontology annotation, cellular component: nucleus. NCBI's taxonomy places the organism in Eukaryota, Viridiplantae, Streptophyta, Magnoliopsida, Brassicales, Cleomaceae. The record is from RefSeq and is a predicted model, not a curated record. Gene Ontology annotation, biological process: intracellular signal transduction; protein phosphorylation. The transcript has 10 exons. Gene Ontology annotation, molecular function: ATP binding; protein serine/threonine kinase activity. Bases 518 to 1618 code for a protein of 366 amino acids.